GGCCGGGCUCGAGGAGACCCGGCCGGGCCUGAGGCGGCCGGCUGGCCGGGAAGGCCCCGCGCGGCCCCGCGCGGCGUCUGAUGCAACCUGCCGGCAACACCCGGCGGGGCCGCUGAGCUCAUCCCUGGCCGCGACCCAACACCGCGGCGCCACCCGCCGACCCCCGCGCUCCGCCCCGGGAGCCCCUCGCCGCCGGCCCGCGACGGGACGGGGGUGGGGCGGGACGGGGGACGAGGUGUGCCCUCUCCGGAACCCGGCGUCUGUUGGAGAAACGGGCAGUGGUGACAGGCCAGGCGCGUUAUUGGCCCCCGGGGAUACGGGGUGUUCCCCAGAGCCGCGGGAGGUAGACCGUCCCUCACUGUAGUGCCACAUCGGGCCUUGCCCGCCCCUCCAACCAAGACCGCUCGGUGCGGGGAGGCGACCCUUCGGUUCCGAAGUUCGUAGAGCGUUCAAGUGGGCAAGGAGAGCAGUUCAUGGUGAAGUCCGUGACUUUCCAGAACUAAUCCCGCGCUCGCUUGAGGAGCUGUAAUGCGAAUAUCCUGCACUUCACUGCCCUACGAGGUUAGACGAACGUGCGGCCUGUGGACUAGGAAAGAGACGGGCCAGAAGCGGAGCGCUUCGUUAGCCGGUCGCAGCGAACACAGGCGAGAAAACAGCUAGCAGAGGUGUCCAGGUACAUGUGAAGAUUUCUUGGCAUCUUAGUGUGGAAACCAUUGAUCACUUUGCUCUCAUUUCUGCCUGUUCUGUGUCCGCAAGAGAGAGAGCCCAAAUGAGCAAGAUAGCCCAGCAGAACAGUUCUCCGGGAAUAAGUGUUAUUCAUACUCAGGCUCAUGCCAGCGGCUUACAGCAGGUUCCUCAGCUGGUGCCUGCUGGCCCGGGGGGAGGAGGCAAAGCCGUGCCUCCAAGCAAGCAAAGCAAAAAGAGUUCGCCCAUGGAUCGCAACAGCGAUGAGUAUCGUCAGCGCAGAGAGAGGAACAACAUGGCUGUGAAAAAGAGCCGGUUGAAAAGCAAGCAGAAAGCCCAGGAUACGCUGCAGAGAGUGAAUCAGCUCAAGGAAGAGAACGAACGGUUGGAAGCAAAAAUUAAAUUGCUGACUAAGGAAUUAAGCGUACUGAAAGAUUUGUUUCUUGAGCACGCACACAACCUUGCAGAUAACGUGCAACCCACUAGCACUGAAAAUACAACAGCUUCCGAUAAUGCAGGCCAGUAGACCUCACCUCUUCAAAACUUCACGACUCGUGGCUUGAACGUUAACGGUGUGACUGCCUACACCAUUCAUAUCAGUGGCUGAACACGGUCUCGUUCCAUUAUUCAAAGAUCCACUGAAGGUUGUUUUCCAGGAUCAGCACUGAAGGGUUGAUUAGCUUAAAAAUGUUAGCCAUGUAAUUUGAAUAUCUAGUUUUAAAUGAUAGGGAUUUUUUUGUGUGGAUAAAACACAUUUUUAAGGUAUAUGGUAAAA
Molecule: messenger RNA, 1459 nt
Organism: Lutra lutra (Eurasian river otter)
Lineage: Eukaryota; Metazoa; Chordata; Mammalia; Carnivora; Mustelidae
Gene: CEBPG
Product: CCAAT enhancer binding protein gamma
Exons: 2
Coding region: 770-1210 (146 amino acids)
Biological process (GO): regulation of transcription by RNA polymerase II; DNA-templated transcription
Molecular function (GO): DNA-binding transcription factor activity, RNA polymerase II-specific; RNA polymerase II cis-regulatory region sequence-specific DNA binding
Source: RefSeq, a predicted model, not a curated record